GUUGACCACAGUGGGCGUGCACUCAUCACCACCAGAAUAGAGGAUGGACGGCCGGUGGAUGUUGAACUCAAACAAAUUCUCAUCUACUGCGACCCUUACAUAGUGGAGAUGGAAACAUGCUGUGAGAUACUGGAGCGAAAGUGUGAAGACCCGCAGACAUUUAAUGGCACCUCCCCCCCUACGGUUACAGCCCAACUCCCACAAAUGCUGUCUCAGCCAGCAGCCACACAGCCCAAGUGACAGAUGUCACUGCCCAGCUGAAAAGGGAGAAGUUGGAUCGGACAGACAGAAGGGGACGGAAGGGGAAAGGGGACCGACAGGUGACCCAGGGCCAGUUGAGCCAGUUGGUCCCAAAGGAGAAAAAGGACUCGAUGGACUGCCAGGCCGGCCAGGUGAAAGAGGCAAGGAGGGCAAGAGGGGCCGCAGGGGAAAGCCUGGUGAGCCUGGACCUGAAGGCAAACCUGGCGACAAGGGCGAGACUGGCGUCCCGGGAGAGAAGGGAGCGAAGGGAGACAGCGGAGAGCCUGGUCAGCCUGGUGCCGGGGGAGCCGAAGGGAUGAAAGGACAGAAAGGUGAUGGAGGCCCACCUGGUCCACCUGGUCCUGUGAUGACAUCUCAUGGAUUGAGGCAACUCUCUGAAACUGAUGAAACAGUGAAUGCACUGAAAGGAGAAAAGGGGGAUCGGGGCGAAAUUGGAUCACCAGGACCACAAGGCUUGAAGGGAAUCAUCGGGCUGCCGGGAUUGAAAGGAGACCAAGGUCCAGAGGGCAAGCAAGGACCCACUGGACUCCCAGGAGAGCCAGGCUCACCAGGGGACCAUGGAAGAAAUGGCCUAAAAGGAGAAAAGGGGGACUCGGGAACAGGGAUUGGACUGCCAGGACCCAAGGGUGAGCCUGGAGAGCCUGGAUAUGUGGGCGAUGGGCUGUCUUUAUCCAGAGGCUCUCGUGGCCCUAAGGGAGAACGAGGCGUCCCAGGACUGCCUGGAGAGCAUGGUGAAAAAGGCGAGCCUGGAGAGAGCAUCACAGGCAUGCCAGGCCCCAUGGGACCACCAGGGAGGCCAGGAAUGGAGGGUCUUCGUGGAACCCCAGGUUCGUCUGGGCCGGCUGGAACUCCGGGAAGAGAGGGCCCCCCAGGCAGACCAGGCCCCCCAGGCCCUGCAGGACCUCCAGGUGAACCGACCGCACUACCAAUCGUUGGAGAUAUGGGAGCUGCGCUCAAGAACGCCUGCAGUGUUUGCCAGAUGAGAGUCUCCGGGUUGACCGGGCAGAAGGGAGAGAAGGGCUUCCCCGGAGCGCAAGGACAUGAUGGCAUGGUGGGAGAAAAGGGGGAUCCAGGUAUAAGAGGUCCAAUGGGGAACCCUGGUAAAGAAGGCCCAAAGGGAGUGAAAGGAGAGCGAGGCUUUUUAGGCCCCAUGGGAGAUAAGGGUGAUGAGGGGUCUGCUGGAGUUCCUGGACUCCCUGGGGUUACAGGUCGCACCGGGGAGCCGGGUCUAAUGGGUCGGCCUGGUCCAGUGGGUCAGACAGGAACUAAAGGAGAUCAAGGAAACGAAGGGCCUCCUGGACGCCCUGGGCUUCCAGGACCUCCAGGUGCACCCUAUGUGGAGGGCAAUGGGAUGAGCGGCCUGUACAAGCUGCAGAGUGGUGGAGCUAUUUUAGGACCCCCCGGAGCUCCUGGUGCUCCGGGACCCAAAGGAGAUGAAGGACUUGCAGGGGAUCCGGGGCCUAUGGGAUUACCUGGGCUUGAAGGACUACCUGGUGCUAAGGGUGAUGUCGGUCUGCCUGGUCCACCUGGAACAUCAGGUCCUCUGGGGAAGCCCGGCCCACGGGGAGAACCAGGGAUCCCAGGAGAGCCGGGUGAGAGGGGGCCACUCGGAGAGACAGGAUUCCCGGGACCCGAGGGACCCCAAGGUGUUGCUGGCAGGCCUGGGAAGGAUGGAACUCCCGGAUACAAGGGAGAUUCAGGUAGAGCGGGUGACAGAGGAUCCAAAGGGGAACGAGGUGAUCCGGGAAUUCCCGGAGAGAGAGGUGUCCAGGGGGAAAGAGGACGUCCUGGAGAUGGUGGCCCCUCGGGACCGAGCGGACCUGUUGGCCAAAAAGGGGAUCCGGGCCCUCCGGGACAAUUGGGCGACACCUCCCUCAUGGAGGAACUGAAAAUGUUCAUCAGGACUGAAGUAUUAAGGAUCUUUGAAGAAAAGUUGUCGAGCUCUGCCCUGCUACAGAAGACACCUGCAGGCAUUUUAGCCUCACAGAUCCAAGGACCUUCAGGAGCCCCUGGCAAGGAUGGCUUACCAGGAGUGCCUGGACCUCCCGGUCCUCAAGGAUACAGGGGGCAAAAAGGAGAACGAGGUCAGCUUGGUCUUGGCCUGCUGGGAGAUCCAGGACCUAUGGGACCACCAGGCCCUCCUGGGACAGCUUCUCAGGGUCCUCCCGGCUCCCCGGGGCCAAGAGGACCCGCAGGGACGUGUGACCCCGGCGAUUGUGCACCCUUCGAGCCCGGCUCCAGCUUCGGCCAUCUCGCCCCCAGCUCCCUCCUCCAGCCAGGCGCAGUGCGCGGCAGGAAAGGCAGGACGCCAUGAUGGAUGCAGUAGGGGUCCUCUUGUGUGUGAGUGUGUGUGUGACAUUGCUAACAGGCUUCAUUUGACUGCAACAGAAACAUUUGUUCUUGUUUUUGCAAAGCUGUACUUUUAAGUUAUCGGUUGUUUUUACUCCCCUCCUUCCGGCUGUGAUGUAAUGCAUUCCUUGUCAUCUCUCAUUGCGUCUCUGAAGGCCGUGAAAUGACUUUGUUUAGACAUUUUCAGCCGCGUCUCAACAACAUGAUCUUAAUUAUU
Messenger RNA from Nerophis ophidion (straightnose pipefish), 2827 nucleotides. RefSeq names its product collagen alpha-1(XIX) chain-like. The coding region runs from base 164 to 2575 and encodes 803 amino acids. NCBI's taxonomy places the organism in Eukaryota, Metazoa, Chordata, Actinopteri, Syngnathiformes, Syngnathidae. The transcript has 43 exons. Gene Ontology annotation, biological process: angiogenesis; endothelial cell morphogenesis. The record is from RefSeq and is a predicted model, not a curated record.